AUGGAUUUAUAUGGGACGGCGACUCCACCGCGCCCGGCGGGAUCGAUAUCGAGCUCAGACUCGCCCCUGGAAUCGCACUCUGCGCCCGCCAAUGCUGCUCCCUCGGUUCCUGCGGCAUGCCUUGGCUGUCGUGCCAAACACCUAAAGUGUGAUGGCAACACACCCUGCGCCCGCUGCGUGAGCUCGGCUAUCGAGUGCGUCUAUGUCGCUUCGCGCAGAGGCUACAAGGGCCCGCGCAGAGCGAUGGCUCCGAACCCCAACAAGCGCCACGCCUCCUCUUCUCCAGAUGCCAGGGGUGGUGGUGAUAUCGUCCCUUCAGGCGCGCAGGGCCCCGGCCCAGACAAUUGCCCCAUGCUGCUGGGAGCCGGAAUCGCCCCGGGCCUGACCAGCACCGCUUUCACUGGGGGCACCACGACAAACGGCUCCAGUCCAGCCGGAGCCGCCGCACCCUUCCUGUCGGCCGCGUCGUCCAUGAAUCACCUACAGCUGUACAGGAACCCACCCUUCUCUACGCCCCUCGACGCCAUCCAGCACGGCGCGCCACCCAUGGCCCCCAUCAUCAGCAUCGAGGACAAGUGCUUUGACUCGUUCUACUAUCACUACCAUGCUGCCCACCCCUUCGUGCUGCCCAAGGAGCACCUAAGCCGCCAUGUGCGUGAGACGGGCCAGAAGCUGGAGCACCUCAUGACAGCCAUGCGAUACGUCGGCUCCUUGUUCCUGCAGGCCGGGCCGGCCCGGGCCUCAUAUCUGGACGAAGCCCUGCGCCUAUGUCAGUCCCCUGCCACCGCCAGGGACGGCUUCCUCGUCCAGGCUCUGCUGCUGCUCAUCGUGGCUUUGGAUGGGAGCUGUCAGCAGGACAAGGCGAGGGACCUGCUUGGCGAGGCCGAGAGGAUAGCUAUCGAGAUUGGCCUCAACACUAGAGAGUACGCUACGCUCCACGGGCGGGGCCUGCCUAUUCUUGAGGAGAGCUGGCGGCGCACGUGGUGGGACCUCUACGUCUGUGACGGCAUGGUUGCCGGCGUCCACCGGGUUACCAACUUCUAUCUCUACGAUGCAACUGCCAUCGGGACGCUCCCAGGCCUCCCUUGCGAGGAGUCAGAGUACCUCUCAGGGAACAUACCACACCCGAUGUAUCUGGAGGACUUUGAGGACCAGGUUUUCAGUGGCGAGGACCGCACGUUCUCGUCUUUCGCCUACCGCAUCGCCGCGAUCCGCAACCUCGGGCGCUUCAUGAGGUGUCCUCCCAUCAUGUUCCCCGAGGACGAGAACCUGGUCAAGAUGGAUACGCACCUGACCAACUGGAGGCUACACCUGCCACCGGGGAAGAGAGACCCCAUCGACAAGAGCUGCGCGCCUGAUGAGAUGCUCUUCCAGGCACACUUUAUCACCACUGCAUGCACAAUCAUGCUUCAUCAGCCGCACUCCCAGCUUGAUGCCUCCCCUGCCCGCAGCGUCAACUCGUGUGCGCCCUACCGUGCGGUGCCCACAGGUGACGCCUUCAACUCGCACACACGGCACACCAUCACGGCUGCGUGCGACAUCGCCAGGAUGAUCACGUACGCGGUGCCGCUGCAGCACCACACGCACUUCUUCACGUGCGUCAUCACCAUGGCGUCCAUCGUGCACCUGUCGAAGUGGGCACUGUACUUCAUCCCGGACGAGGAUGACCUGCGCGAGCAGAUCCGCCUCAGCAUCGGCGCCCUGUCCAAGCUGAGCGUCAUCUGGAAGGCUGCCGCCACCGCCUGCGGCCAGGUCAAGGGCGUCGCACAGGAGAUAUACAGGGCCAAGAAGGCCGCCCAGCUCACCCCAGCCUUCUGGAUCGGCUUCACCCAGGCCGAAAUGAUCAACAGCCUGAACGUAGACGACAACGUCAUGAGCGAGAUCGACUCCAUGUUGUCCUCCGUCACGUCGGCACCGCAGUGA
Molecule: messenger RNA, 1923 nt
Organism: Cryphonectria parasitica EP155
Lineage: Eukaryota; Fungi; Ascomycota; Sordariomycetes; Diaporthales; Cryphonectriaceae
Exons: 5
Coding region: 1-1923 (640 amino acids)
Biological process (GO): DNA-templated transcription; regulation of DNA-templated transcription
Molecular function (GO): zinc ion binding; DNA binding; DNA-binding transcription factor activity, RNA polymerase II-specific
Source: RefSeq, a predicted model, not a curated record